AUGGCAGCGGGAGAGCUCCAAAACGCGGUCAGCCUCAAAGACCUCGUCCCUAACGAACAACAAGAGAGAGCCGAGCCGAGCGGCGCGGCGGAACCCGCGAAUCCUCCCCGACGAAGCGAUAACUCCAAACGCGAUAGGAGAGCCUAUCAGCGCCGAGCCGAAGCAAAGGAAAAUUGGACAGAACCAACCGACAUCCCAAACACAGUGAUCUCCUUCACCGAGGAAGAAACGGCAGGAAUCGAUCGACCUCACAACGAUCCGUUGGUAAUUGAGUUAACAAUCAGGGAUCAUGACGUAGCAAGGGUGCUCAUCGAUACUGGAAGCUCGGUGAAUGUCAUCUUCAGGGAAACACUCAGAAGAAUGGGAAUCGACCUCUCCGACGUGGAAGCAAUCCCCAAACCUCUAAUCGGAUUUUCAGGAGAAACGACGAUGACUAUGGGAACGAUCAGGCUUCCUGUGGUAGCUGGCGGAGUCACUAAGAUCGUCGAAUUCUGCGUCACUGAUCACCCAGCAAUCUACAAUGUGAUCAUGGGAACUCCAUGGAUCAACGGGAUGAGGGCGAUCGCGGAGAGCCGCGAAACACGCACUGAGCCAGUAUGUGACGUGGUGGACUCGGUGUGCAUAGACGAGGCGCGCCCGGAGCGAUGCGUCGAAGUAGGAACAAAACUGGAAGAGCCUCUGAGACGCGAACUCCUUUCCCUCCUCAAGGAAAACAUCAACACUUUCGCCUGGACAGCGGAAGAUAUGCCAGGCAUAAGCAUCGACGUGACCUGUCACCAGCUUAAUGUGGACCCGACCUUUAAGCCAAUCAAGCAGAAAAGAAGGAAGCUCGGCCCUGAACGAGCUAAAGCAGUUAACGACGAAGUCGAGAGGUUACUCAAAGUAGGAUCAAUCGCCGAGGCCAAAUAUCCGGACUGGCUCGCAAAUCCGGUGGUCGUGAAGAAGAAGAACGGCAAGUGGCGAGUAUGUGUGGAUUUCACCGACCUCAACAAGGCGUGCCCAAAAGACAGCUUUCCCUUGCCACACAUCGACCGGCUCGUCGAAGCCACUGCAGGGAAUAGACUGUUAACAUUUAUGGACGCGUUCUCCGGCUACAAUCAGAUCCUGAUGCAUCCUGAUGAUCGGGAAAAAACGAAUUCAUAA
This is a messenger RNA of Eutrema salsugineum, 1143 nucleotides long. RefSeq lists its product as uncharacterized. The coding region runs from base 1 to 1143 and encodes 380 amino acids. The record is from RefSeq and is a predicted model, not a curated record. The transcript is spliced from 3 exons. Lineage: Eukaryota; Viridiplantae; Streptophyta; Magnoliopsida; Brassicales; Brassicaceae.